This is a messenger RNA of Calidris pugnax (ruff), 4295 nucleotides long. RefSeq names its product pygopus family PHD finger 1 (gene PYGO1). The transcript has 2 exons. The record is from RefSeq and is a predicted model, not a curated record. NCBI's taxonomy places the organism in Eukaryota, Metazoa, Chordata, Aves, Charadriiformes, Scolopacidae. The annotation marks the transcript as partial.
AAUUUUGUAGGUGGUGACAGUGGAUUGGAUGGGUUAGGAGGACCAGGAGUACAACUUGGAAGCCCUGAUAAAAAAAAGCGCAAAGCAAAUACACAGGGAUCAUCAUUUCCUCCUCCAUCUGAAUAUGCUCCACCGCCGAAUCCAAGCUCUGACCACCUUGUAGCUGCAAAUCCAUUUGAUGACAACUAUAAUACUGUGUCUUAUAAACCACUUCCUUCAGGAAAUCCGUAUUUUAGUAAUCCUGGUUAUCCUGGCUUUGGAGGCUAUAACACUUUCAGAAUGCCACCUCACAUGCUGCCUAGAGUGUCCUCGCCAUAUGGUGGUUCUUACUCUCUCAGAAAUCAACCACAUCCCCUUCCUCAAAACCCUGUGGGAAUGGGUUUUAGCCGACCCCACUCUUUCAGCUUUGGUCCACAUGAUAAUCCAGGUUUUGGGAAUCAACCACCUUAUAGUAGCGGUCAGAUAAAUCAAAAUGUCAAUAUGCCUAGUCAGCAUUUCAGACCAAAUCCUGGUGAGAACUUUGGUCAUUCUGGUCAGAUACCUCACCCUGAUGUGCCAUCUAACUUUGGUCCUGGAAACAAUCCAAAUUUCCCAAAUUCUCAGCUAGAGUCAAACCAUUCUUUUGUUCCUCCACCAAACGCGUACAACCAGACAAAAUCAUCAGCACAAAAGCAAGACUUCAGUCAAGGUGCAAGCAAAGCAUCAAGCCAGAACACUGCUGCUCAUCAGCAUCAUCACAGGACAGAGGACAUUGUGAGUCAAGGUAACAGUGACCUAAAAAAUGUUACACGAAACAAUGUGGUAAAUCAGGAUAAUAGCCAUUCUAAUAGCGCUGAUAACACUAAUGCUGGUCAUUCAAAUGGGACUCAGAGUAAGUCCCGCCAGCCUCGAGGUACUGCUGAAGGAUGCAACUCUGAAAAGAGCAACAAAACAGCCCUUCAUCCCAGUCGUCAUGGUCACUCAUCCUCUGAACCCGUCUAUCCAUGUGGAAUUUGUACACAUGAAGUUAAUGAUGAUCAGGAUGCUAUCCUCUGUGAAGCCUCUUGUCAAAAAUGGUUUCAUCGGAUCUGUACAGGCAUGACUGAGUCAGCUUAUGGCCUUCUUACGGCAGAAGCAUCGGCAGUAUGGGGCUGUGAUACUUGCAUGGCUGACAAAGAUGUGCAGUUAAUGCGUACAAGAGAGACUGCAGGACCACCUGCAUUGAAUACGGACGGCUAACAACGUGAAUUGGUGGUAGUGGUUGAAAUACUUACUAUGAAGAUUUGGUUACAAAUUGGGUACUUCACUUUCUGCAGACAAUCAGUUGUGUUUGAUUGCUGUCGUCUUUUUUUCCCUUAUCUGUUUUCAUUCAUAAACUUCCAUCUCAGCUUUUGUACUCUUUGUUUUCUGUGUGCAAAUGUUUUACAGGAUGGAAUAUUUUUUGUUUCCAAUUAAACUGUAAAACAUAAUUGACAACUGAUCAGAAUUAGGAUGUGCGUUGACAAUUUUAUCGAAGGCAAAAAUGUGCCUGUAUGAAUAGCACCUAAUUUGCUAGUAUUAAUGUCUUAGUAAAUAACACUAGCAUUUAGUGCUUGGGUUUAAUGGUACUAUAUUUGCAAGUACUCAUUACACUUUAUUUUUUUGGAGGUGAAUGUCCAUUACAAAUGUUCUUGCUAUUUUUUCUUUGAAUAUAGUGGAGACAACAUGGAGGAAUGUGCAGUACUAAUAGUUUUUAUUUUAGGGUAAACACAGAGAAUUUCAUGUGUGCUUUUUCCUAUUUUUGAAGCAAAACAUUAACACACUAUCCAAAAAUUGAUGAUUUCAUGUUUAGUAACACAAUGAAACCUGCUAACUCUCGCACAUUUAUAUUUCCUCAAGAAGGCAAUGAUCUCUUUUGACUUCUCAGCAAAUACUUACUGAAGACUCUUGCUAGGUCUUGCAGGAUUUGGAAAUAGUUACAAAAUAUGAUUACAUUGGAAAAAGAACACAUCAAGUUUAUGAAGUCCAGUGCUUUAAAUCUAGAGAAUACCAAAACUAGGGUUGCAUAUGUAACCUUAAUUUACCUUAAGCACAUACAUUAGGAAACAGUGUCUCCAUCUGUCACGGCUGUGCAAUCAUGCACUUCUCUCUCAUCCUUUCUCAUUGCUGGAUCUGGUCUGCUGCCUCACUGCUACCUGAGAAGUGUGAAUGAACUAGUGCAGGGAAAGUCCUGCCCAUCUUCUAGGGCUUUCAGCUGGAGCCUGCUCGGUCGCCCUGAGCUUCCACAGUCCACUUGGCAUGAAGGAGGGUGCAAGGUGAUGGACUGUGCUCAGCACAGGCUCUGAAUUGGAGGAUAAUUUGGCCCACAAAGUCUUAAAACUGAAUUACCCACUGCUGCCUCAGCCAGUCUUGCACUGAGGGGCUGGGAAAUCUAGGGUGAAGAAAAAUACAGCUUUCACAUCAGGUGAGUUUAGCUCGCAUCAGGAGCAAGUAAUUGGAAUUUAGCUUCUUAGCUAAACUUGACGUCCAGCUGACAAGUAUGAAUGGUACUAGAGCUUCAAGUGUGAUGCUAAGAAUUCCCUUUUAAUAUGGGUAAUUUGAUCUUAUUCUUGAUCUCAGAAAUACACACCCCCCCUUUUUUUUUUUUUUUUUUUUUCAACGUGGGAAAGCAUCUAGCUUUGAAGAAUUCAGCCUUAGGAGUGUGGUGAAGUUGCAUAUGCAACUGAAAAUGGGUCUUUCUGUAUAGAGAAGUGUUGCUUUAACUUAACUAAAAGGUGGCACUGUAGUAACAGACUCUGCCUGCAAUACUCACCACUGUACUGGAAACCUUUAGUUUUUAAACAAUCAGCAAUUAAAUCUAAUGUCAGGCAUUACAGGUACUCGUCGCGCUCCUUAAUGUGAUAAAAUUGUUCAGGUCUAUGGUGAUGAGAGAGGUAGGAGCCUAUAUAGACUACAGUCAUCUUUAUAAAGAGGUAGUUUCUUACGGUAAGCUAUGCUAAUGCAUGAAAAGCAAGGCCUGUUUGUUAGUUCAUCAUUGUGCUUGAUUUUAAAUGGGCUCUACUGUAGUACUUUCCUGGAAGAUACUGUGCAGAUCUACAUAACUGUCCUUGUUUUAUUUUAAAAGUGAAAAGCUUUGUAUACUGUUUAAUGGAGAAGUGCAGCAUUGCUCUCCUUUUUUGUCUUGCCUCUCAUCAGGAAAAAGGAAAUAAUGUCUAAAGUGUAAAUGACACAAUUCUUAUCUUGAGAAUUUCCUGUAUGGGGAUGUAAAGAAAGUUUAAAGCAGAUCCAUGGCUUCUCUUUUCAUCACUGUUUGCUUUAUUUAGCAGAGAAAUGGAAACUUAAUCUUAAUUUUUUUUUAGAGGUGUGAUAUUUAAAAGCAAACGACAGAAAAACCAAGCAAGCAACAACCUCUGUUAGAGAGAUUUAUUAUUCAGUAGUUUUCCUAAUGACUGACUGACUGUUAGAAUUUGCUUUUGGUAUCUAAAGUAGAAAUUAAACUAAGCCUUUUUUAGGUGGAUUUGUUCCUCUGGGAAUCAGUGUAAUCUCUGCAACAAUUUGCACUGUGAAGGUAGUGGAGCUAGUUCAGACUUACAACAAUGUCAAUGAAAUAAGAAAUUCUGCUCAGUGAAAAAUCAACAAAAGCUCCAACGAUGAUAUUGUUACCCAAACAUACUGUUCAAAAUACCUUUCCCACUCCUGUUGUGAGAAGAUGUUUGGGGUGUUUGUUCUCAGAAUUCCAAUUAAUGUUUUAACCUUUUGGAGCAGACAUUGUAUUUAAAAUACCUGUGUAUUUCUUAAUCUCUUCCUCAACCCUACAUGAAGUUACGCAAGUAUUUUCUGUAUUAGCUACCAAGGAUUAGAAUUUAGUGUUCUUACAAACUUAAAAUCAAUUGUAGUAUCACUUUAUAAGGCCUUAAAUCCUGUAUUUGUGAAAGUUAUUCUAACAAUUUAUUUCAGUUUUUCUAAACUGCUACUAUGUUGGGUUUGUAACCCAGUAAAUUUUCUGUGUUUUAUUAGCCUGCAAAUUCAAGGCAUUAGCAAAUGCUAAUUAUAUAAAAUAAAAACAAAUUAACAACUAAACCAAAUUUGUUACCACACAGAUCAUAGAGAUAUGACUGAUUAGGAUCUCCGAAAGUCAUCCAGCCAAUACACUUGCCCUGCUGAUACGCUCUUGGCAUGCCUGGACUCUUCAUCUAGAGAGAGGGUUACACUUUGUUUUUCUCUGCAUGUAUUGACUAGUAGUAGUUCAAGUAUGCACAGGAAAAACAACAAUCAUGUUUUGUUAGUAAGGUACUAGGAAAAUGUCAGCUGGUUAGAAUUAGAAAUUAGUUAUAGAA